Messenger RNA from Homarus americanus (American lobster), 2936 nucleotides. RefSeq lists its product as uncharacterized. The transcript has 4 exons. The coding region runs from base 16 to 714 and encodes 232 amino acids. Lineage: Eukaryota; Metazoa; Arthropoda; Malacostraca; Decapoda; Nephropidae. The record is from RefSeq and is a predicted model, not a curated record.
AGUUGCUGCCCCCUCAUGGACACCGGGAGAUGCUCACCUGUAAAGUCUGCAUCAUGUUACUGUAAUUCUCUUCCUGAUGGGGUGAUACUCUCCUACAGGUAUGUGCUACCUGUUGUCGACACAGGGAAGACCAGUUUCAUCAUACCAGAGGAUAGUCCCAAGACAAUAGUGUUCAAGUGGAAAGUGAAGUUACCAGAGGGCAUCACCUGCACCAACUGCGUCAUACAGUGGAAAUACUUUGCAGGGAACACCUGGGGCAAAGACAAGUUGACUGGCGAGGUAGCACAAGGCAAGGGGCCACAAGAAACAUUCGUGAAUUGUGCUGACGUUUACAUCACAACCAACACGGGUCAUAGUCCACCAAGCCACGACAAAGUGGAAAACCCGUGGGCACUGUACUUUAGGGGCUUCUUCCCUGGCAUGCCCCAUGAUCCUCAUACCAAGCCUACGGAUAGUGGUCUCAAACCUCUGGUUGUCAGGUCCCAGCUGUGUCAGGCAAGGGCAAGCUAUGCAACAGUAGAAGGCAUGAACAAAUUCUGCAAGGAGAAUUGCAUGCAAUACCCACCCAACUGCAACCCGGAUAUCUGCCAUUGUGUGGUAGACUGCAAGGCCAUCGGGAAAUUGGCUGAACUAAGAGACUCUGAUGUCUAUUGCCACCAAGUCUGUCUUAGAUACCCUUCAGACUGCCCACCAGAUGAAUGUGUCUGCAGCUAGUUCUCCUUUAGUGUUUUCUAAGACACACACACACAUAUAUACUGUAUACAUACCUCUUAUAACACCAAAAUAACCCUCUUCAAGAUUGGUAUACAUCUCUUCCUGUACACCAGGACAUGAUACAUCUCUUCCUGUACACCAAGACAUGAUACACCUCUUCCUGUACACCAGGACAUGAUACACCUCUUCCUGUACACCAGGACAUGAUACACCUCUUCCUGUACACCAGGACAUGAUACAUCUCUUCCUGUACACCAGGACAUGAUACACCUCUUCCUGUACACCAGGACAUGAUACACCUCUUCCUGUACACCAGGACAUGAUACACCUCUUCCUGUACACCAGGACAUGAUACACCUCUGUAAGUAAACACACACACCAGGAAGUAUCCCCAGGAAGCAAGACAAGGCAGCUGUGUGGAUCCCAAAUUGCCCCAACGCUCUUGACCCGACAAGUUAUGUAACUAAAGAUUAAACACUCAUUGUUAAAACAAAAUCUUUAAAUGGAUUAAUUAUACAUGAGAAACUGUUUAACAGAUUUUGCUUUAAGAUCUAUAUUAGAUUAUCUUAAAUCCAUAUUAAUGGCUUGUGGAUGAUAUAAAUUUUGUUAGUAUAAGAUAAUAUUGAUGAAACACAAGUCUUUGGGGAUAUACAACUCAAACCACCUUAUCAUGGGCCUCAAGUGUCAGAUACGUGCUACUACUGACUCCAGUGUCUUGUAGAGCUGUCAUCUUAUAUGAUUAUUCCCACAGCACAUUCAGUUUAUGACGCACAAAAUUCCAUCCGUGUUAUCAGUUUGAGACACCAAAUACCUGCAGCUGCAUUCCUUAUGAUGCAAUUAAUCAUUCAUAUGAAAAACCCAGAAUUAUAAAGCAUUUUGAUUUUAAGCCAUACAGUGUAUAUACAGUACUGAGAAUAGGAAUGCAUUAUUAACCCUAGAACUGUUAGCUCUCGUACACAAGAACCUGACAAGAGAGACUGCAAGAGACAGUUGCUUUAUACGCGGACUAAACCACUGUUGUAUACAUACUAGAUCGGCGCUCACUAUAAACCUGUGACUAAUUUUACAUAAAAGAACAUUUGGCUCCAAAGUUGAUGGGUUGUCUGAAAUCUACUUUUCUUCAGUCUACUUGAGAACAACCGUGAGGGAGUGUCCAACUUAACCCAAGUUUACUGUGAUUUUUUCUUUAUAUUAAAAACAUAUUAUACAGUAGUGCUGUAAAUUGUUUUAGAUAUCAACAGCCUGUAAUAAUCUCAAUAGUACUGUAUUAAGUGACUUUCUUCCUUUCUAAUGAUAUAAUUCAGUUAGGGUGUCCAUGAAUUAUUUAACCCCUUUUAAAACUUAUUAUACAUACAGGUAUACAUAUAACAUGCCAAAUUAUUACACCUGACAAACAACACUUAUGAUUUAUUCUGUCUUGUUUUAACUGUAAUAUUUUGGACGAUACAAUAUUAAGUUUUCAAAAUUGGGUCAGAUGGGUUAAGGACACCUUUAUUAUCCCUAGCUUUCGGGAAUGCUUUUUAAGUAUUAGCCAACGUGCUUUUUUGCCGAGACUUCCAUCAUAUACAGUACUGUAGAGCAUUACCUAGAGAGUGGGUGUGGGCUGCUGUCGUCGUGAUACUGGUAAAAGACACUACAGUAUUGUACUAUAUUAUUUCCCAGGGUCUAGAUUGUCCAAAUUCCCAAGAUAUAUACAGUAUUCCUUGAGAGUAAAGAUGUUAGAAUAUACGUAGAUAAUUGAUUAAUGCCAAACCUGUCUAUCUAUUGUUUUAUCUCUCUUAUCUAUCUAUCCAGCUACAGGUAGUAUCAAUCGCUUUUAACCCUUCAUAUACAUGUUGGAGCUGCUUCUUGUUAUUGUUUGUUUAGUUUGUAUGGAUCAACAUGCCGAAUAGGCAUCUCAGAGUAUGUCACCUGAUGAUUACAUGUCCUAAUGCUAACCUAACCCAAAUUAAAUCCCCCCAAAUAGCAUUAAGUUGUUUAAUCAUCAGGUGAAAUAAACUGGGAUGUGUAAUUUUCAGGUGAUUAACUUUUAUUCAUUUAAGACAAGAAUUUUUUUUUGGGGGGGGAGGUAAUGUUUUGUUUCUGUUAAGUUUUAAUUUAUUAUAAACUGUUACAAUUUUGUGGAGAAUCUUGUUGUUAUUUAAUUUUGGUGCAGUAUUUAUUUCUUUAGUACGGUGUUAUAACUGCUGCUUGUUAUUAAUAAAAAAAAAUAUGUCACAUUC